AUGCCCUCAGGCAAAAGCGGAGAGCCAAAACACACCAUUGUCUCUUUAAAAGCUGAAAGACUCAACCUAGUGAAACCUAGGACCCACCCACCACCUCAACUUUUUCCGGAGUCCCGAAACCUCAAUGUUUCUUCCACUCUGCUGCUAAUAGCUGUUGGUGCCCUGGAAACUGUCCAAGGAGACCCUAGUCUCUGUCCUGAGUUCGAGCAGGAGGAACAACGGAGAAACUGCGUCACACCACAGAGGCUGAAUUGGCCCCCGGCGUCCUGCUCCCCGGUAGAGAAUUGGGGUCUGGCCCUGUUUCCCUUUUUAUCCCAGGACAGUACCAAUACCUCAGGGCUUUUCUGCCUUCAGAGCAAGGAGUUUAACAGCUUCCUCUACAAAACAGGGAUACAUGAAAAGUACCUGUCCUGGGAAUGGCCUGCAAAGAGCAGUGACACUGCUGGGAAGUGCUACUGUCCUGGGAAGAGCCCCACACAGCUGAAGUGCUAUUGCCCUGGGCAGAACCCUCUGUGCCGAACAGCAGCUGCUCUGGGACUAGUGGCUGAGCAGCAGAAGUGUCACUGCCCUGGGCACAGCCCUUUGUGGCGAACUGUGGCUGCACAGCUGUACUGCUGUGCUGUGAAUGUGCUGAAUCACUUUUGGUGCCGAUGGAUGUGGCCAGGUCCUGUUAAACUCUGGCAUUUUGGGGUACAGUCUACCUUUGGCUUUUGUGUAACUUCUUUGCUGAUCUGCUCCUUUGCAACCAAAGCAGAGCAGCCACCCUGUGGUGUCUAUUAUGUUCAGGAUUCUGUUCUAGGCACUGGGAAUAUGAAGGUGAAUAAUGAUGAUGUGUACCUCCAAUACACAUUUAAAGAAGAAAAAACUCACCGCUCUAGAAAUGCCUACAUGUUGGUGUAUAGAUUACAGACCCAAGAGAAAUCUUCUCUGACAGUUCAAGUACCAGCUUUUCUUCAAGAGCUGGUAGAUCGGGAUAACUCCAAGUUUGAGGAGUGGUGCAUGAAACUGGCUGAAAUGCGUAAACAAAGUGUGGACAAAGGCAAAGCCAAACACGAAGAGGUGAAGGAACUCUACCAAAGGUUACCUGCUAGAGCUGAGCCGUAUGAAUUUGUCUCACUUGAGUGGCUGCAGAAAUGGUUAGAUGAAUCUACCCCAACAAAGCCCAUUGAUAAUCAUGCCUGCUUGUGUGCCCAUGACAAACUGCAUCCUGACAAAAUCUCCAUCAUGAAGAGAAUUUCUGAAUAUGGAGCAGAUAUUUUCUACAGUCGCUAUGGAGGGGGACCCCAGCUUAAUGGUAAAGCUCUUUGCAAAGACUGUGUGGUAGAGCGCUGUCGUGUAUUGCAGUCGAAGAACCAACUAAAUGAAGAUUAUAAAAUAGUUACAAAUUUGUUGAAAACCACAGUGAAGGGUAAUGAAGGCUUCUGGGUAGGGAAGUAUUCCUUACGAAGUUGGCGACAGCUAGCCCUAGAGCAGUUAGAUGAGCAAGAUAUUGAUACAGACCAAAGUAAUGGGAAAAUGAAUGGUGACAUUAAUAAAGAUGAUUCCAAGGAUGAGAAAAAAGAUGAGGAAGAGGAGUUAAAUUUUAAUGAAGACAUCCUGUGCCCGCACGGUAAUUUAUGUAUAUCAGAAAAUGAGAGACGGCUUGUUUCUAAAGAGGCUUGGGAAAAAGUUAUUCGAUAUCUUCAGGUCUCACAGGAUGAGGUAACGGUAUGAUGGAUUUCUUUUCUGUGUCCCUGGAGAGUGCUUUCCUCAUAUCAUAAGCAUCCUCAUCAGGUUCUCCAUUGCUCGCAGAGUAGU
This is a messenger RNA of Antechinus flavipes (yellow-footed antechinus), 1797 nucleotides long. RefSeq lists its product as uncharacterized. Gene Ontology annotation, molecular function: cysteine-type deubiquitinase activity. Lineage: Eukaryota; Metazoa; Chordata; Mammalia; Dasyuromorphia; Dasyuridae. The record is from RefSeq and is a predicted model, not a curated record.